CAUAUAUACUUAUAAAUUAUAAAUACAUAAUUCUUCCUUCCCUAAAGAAAAUAGAUCAAAAAAUAACCAAAAAAGUACAAGAAACUUAAGAAGAAAAUAGAGGGGAAAAAAUGCAAAUAAUAACACCACAACAAGGGGAAACUAUGAGAGAAUCAAGAUCCCAAACGAUGAGAAGUAUAGGUGAACAAAAAGUGAGGGAAUUAGUGGUGGAGAAGAGGAGACUAGUGGAGGUGCCUUACACCGCCACUUUGGCUGACACCAUGAACACCCUGGUUGCCAACCGUGUGAUGGCGGUACCGGUGGCGGCACCACCAGGGCACUGGAUAGGGGCAGGUGGGUCAAUGAUAAUGGAGACAGAUAAACAUACAGGGGCAGUAAGAAAGCAUUACAUAGGAAUGGUAACAAUGUUGGAUAUAUUGGCUCAUCUUGCUGAGGAUGAUAAUGAUGUUGUUAAUGGUGGAGAUUCUACUAAUAAUAAUGAUGUUGAUAAAAAGUUGGGUGUUACUGUUUCCACUAUUAUUGGUCAUUGUCUUGAGGGGUUAAGCUUGUGGACUCUCAAUCCUAAUACUAGUCUCCUAGAUUGCAUGGAAGUCUUCAGCAAGGGAAUCCACCGAGCAAUGGUGCCAUUAGACAGCAACAUGGAUAACAUUUCAGGUGUUGAACUUGUAGAAUCAUCAUCAUGUUACCGUAUGUUAACCCAAAUGGAUGUCAUCAAAUACCUGAAAUCCCAUGCCCAACAAGAAUUGCGCGAUGUGAUGGCGCGCACUGUGAGGAGCACCGGGGCGGUCACUGACACUAUACUUGCCGUGACUCACCGGACUAGAGCUAUCGACGCCAUUAAGUGUUUGAGAAGUGCUUCUCUUCAAGCUGUUCCUAUUGUUGAUGCUUCAGAUGUUCCCACAGAAGGUGAUAACCAACUGAUUAAUGGGUACGGCAUGAAGAUCGUGGGAACCUUUUCUGCGACUGAUAUAAGAGGUUGCCCAGUGGAUUUGAUGCAGUCAUGGCUACCAUUAAAUGUACGGGAAUUCAUGGCAAAAGUGUAUCGGAAUCCUUCCCACGGGGCACCGGACUUAGUGAACUCUCCCAAGUUGCUAGUGAGUUGUUAUGCUGAUUCUUCCUUGCUGGAAGUGAUCGACAAAGUCACGACUAAACACGUGCACCGGGUUUGGGUUCUCGAUGAAUACAAUUACGGUACUAUCCUCGGGGUCAUCUCUUUAACAGACAUAAUACGAGCCGUUAGAGCUGCUCUUAUUUCAGCAUCUUAAGUUGCAGAAUGGUUCUGAAGAGUUGUUAAAUGAGAUUAUGUUCGUUUUUCAAGGUUUUCAGACUUGAGAAGGUCUUUUGUUAUUUGUGUUGCGCUGUAAAUCUGUAAUGUUCAAUGGUUAGUUUGUUGCUAACUGGGAGUUUGCUCUUCUAAGGUCUUCAGACUUGAGCAAAGGUUUUUAGUUCUUGUGUGUAACGUUUACUGGUUUAUCUUAGUUUGUUAGUACUUUUUGGAAAAAAUAGUCUAAGUUGUUCUUGUGUGUAAUGUUUACUGGUUUUUUUAGUUCUUAUGUGUAAUGUUUACUGGUUUA
This is a messenger RNA of Spinacia oleracea (spinach), 1574 nucleotides long. RefSeq names its product SNF1-related protein kinase regulatory subunit gamma-like PV42a. NCBI's taxonomy places the organism in Eukaryota, Viridiplantae, Streptophyta, Magnoliopsida, Caryophyllales, Amaranthaceae. The record is from RefSeq and is a predicted model, not a curated record. Bases 111 to 1265 code for a protein of 384 amino acids. The transcript has 3 exons. Gene Ontology annotation, cellular component: nucleus; cytoplasm.